AUGACCUCGAUCCCUUCGGUGCUUCGAGUGAAGCGGAAACGGACCGAUGACCCUCUCCAGGCACUCAUCCUCGAGGACCAACGGGUAAAUAAGCGCAGCAAGACGGUACUGCCCAGUCCCCGUCUGGGGCUGCCGGCGCCGUUGAGUGUGUACCAGCUCGCCCGUACCGAUGACCACGACCACAACAUGGACGGCCAUACAUUACUCCAAGAGAGUGUCGGCGAUGGCCAACGACGACAAUUCGUGCUCAAACCGACACAGGAGCUGGCUGAGGAGGAAUUGCCCCCGGCAUUGUCGGAUAUGGUGGAAUCGUUCAUCAACACCACAGACACGGAUGCACCCCCGCCUCGAAGACGCCGCGGCCGCCGGGCCAGCGACUUCGGAGCCAAGGUGGCUUCUCCGCUUGAUGAGUACGUUUACGAUGUCUACCAGCUUGCCCCUGUGACUCUGGCGACUCACCCGAAACUGAUGAUUGGCUACGUGCAAUUCUUUGACGAAAAUGGCGACAAUCUCUACCCUUCUGACGAAGCCAAUAGUGACCGAGUGGUUCUGGAUGAUGAGGAUCUGAACGCGGAGCUGUUUUAUCAAAAUGACUACCCCUCCGAUGAGGACGCCGGCUCGGUAGCGCUGGCGACGAGUGCGCUCUAUUUGGAUGACGACGACAUCGAAUACAUCGAAGGGGUCGACUAUUUGGGUUCGUUCAAUCUGCAUGACGACUCCACCGAGAGCUGGGCUCACGGCGGAUUUGUCGACGGUGAUGUAUCCCGACAAUCGUUCUUCCCCUCUGACAUCGACGAUCCCAUGGCCCAGCAUCGUGAUCGUAUUUUUGGUCGAUUGCAGAAGAUGAUUGACGAAGACUAG
Messenger RNA from Diutina rugosa, 861 nucleotides. RefSeq lists its product as uncharacterized. Gene Ontology annotation, biological process: protein import into nucleus. The coding region runs from base 1 to 861 and encodes 286 amino acids. The transcript has a single exon. The record is from RefSeq and is a predicted model, not a curated record. NCBI's taxonomy places the organism in Eukaryota, Fungi, Ascomycota, Pichiomycetes, Serinales, Debaryomycetaceae. Gene Ontology annotation, cellular component: cytoplasm.